Molecule: messenger RNA, 1611 nt
Organism: Drosophila albomicans
Lineage: Eukaryota; Metazoa; Arthropoda; Insecta; Diptera; Drosophilidae
Product: T-box transcription factor TBX6
Exons: 5
Coding region: 200-1444 (414 amino acids)
Biological process (GO): positive regulation of DNA-templated transcription; cell fate specification; regulation of transcription by RNA polymerase II
Cellular component (GO): nucleus
Molecular function (GO): DNA-binding transcription factor activity, RNA polymerase II-specific; RNA polymerase II cis-regulatory region sequence-specific DNA binding
Source: RefSeq, a predicted model, not a curated record
UUCGACUAGCAGCGAGUUAGGGGCAACUGGAAUUUAGAGCGCAACAGUUUCAAUCUGAACAGCAAAGCGAACGGUUCGUUGACGUUCAAAGAAAGAGAGUGAUCGCAUUCUACAUCAAAUAUCGAGAGAAUUUAGAGUGAGAUCCUAAACGCAUUUAGUUAACUUCUACUUGGAGUACAUACAACAUAUAACAUACACUAUGUUGGCACUCUCGAACAUUGCCGAUCUGCGGCUGCAGCAGCAAAUCGCCCAUGAGAUAUAUCGCCAGCAGAUUAUGCAACGUCUACCAGAUCCACUGUGCGGUAUGUUUGCAUCACAUUUUGCAGCAGCUCCUUCGCUGCCACCGCCACCGCCACCUCCGCAACCCUCGCUGCCUGGCGUCUCGGCCAAGCUGGAAAACAAUGAACUGUGGCAACAAUUCCACCACAUUGGCACUGAAAUGAUCAUCACCAAGAGCGGCCGACGCAUGUUUCCCUCGAUGCGUGUCUCGCUUUCUGGCCUCGAGGAGGAGACCAACUAUUGUGUGCUGCUGGAGAUGGUGCCCAUUGGCGACUGUCGCUACAAGUUCUCCGGCUCCCAAUGGGUGCCAGCUGGCGGAGCCGAGCCACAGAGUCCACAGCGCAUGUAUAUGCAUCCGGAUAGUCCAGCUACAGGCAAACACUGGGAGUCACAGUCGCUGCUCUUCAGCAAAGUCAAGUUGACGAACAACACGCUGGAUAACAAUGGACAUAUCGUUUUGGCCAGCAUGCACAAGUAUCAGCCACGUUUGCAUAUCGUACGUGCCGCAGAUCUGUCGCAGCUGCAUUGGGCGCCACAACAGGCCUUUGUCUUCCCCGAGACAGAGUUCAUUGCCGUAACAGCUUAUCAGAAUGAUCGCAUCACCAAGCUGAAGAUCGACAACAAUCCCUUUGCAAAGGGCUUUCGAGAGACCGGGCAAUCACGCUGCAAGCGCAAGCUCAACGAUUCCCCGCCACCUGCUCCGACAAGUGGCUCUGAAGCUGGAGCCAGUGUGGAGCUGACAAUUUCGCCGUCGGCGAAACGUCUGCGUCUAGCCGAACAGCGUCCUCAACCAUCCGCUGCUGGCUUCGUUGUGCCGCCUCAUUAUCUGCUGGAUACACUGGAGACCAAUUGCUAUCUCACAGCGUCAGCACCUCAAACACAUCGCAUUGAUUAUGCCAGCCACAUCGCCAGCUAUCCAAGUUGGGCUUAUGCGCCGCCAUCGCCAGAUACGUCGUGUGCCUCCUCCUCUGUUUCAUCCUCCGCAUCUUCCUCAAGUUGCGACUCAGACACCGAUACCAUUGUGGACGUUGUGGGCAAUGCCACAAGCAAUGCGGAGCCCGAGUCGAUUAGCCAAGUCACCACAGCAGCUGCUCCGCCAAAGCCAAAACGCAGCAGCUUUAGCAUCUUGGACAUAUUAGGCACGACAGUCGCUCCGUCUAGUUAGUUUAGUUGAGUUUAGUUUUGCAGUUUUGCUCCCAUUUCAGCGGUUGCUCCUCACAGUGCCUUAUACACAUUUAAUUAGCGUUUAGUUACCGAGUGUUUAAAUUGUGAUAUUUUGCAGUUCAUUAAGAUUUCCAGGUAUUUACCAUCAGUAUUUAUCUUAAGUAUUUA